This is a messenger RNA of Hippocampus zosterae (dwarf seahorse), 5390 nucleotides long. RefSeq names its product insulin-like growth factor 2 mRNA binding protein 3 (gene igf2bp3). Gene Ontology annotation, cellular component: nucleus; cytosol; cytoplasm. Bases 720 to 2531 code for a protein of 603 amino acids. The record is from RefSeq and is a predicted model, not a curated record. The transcript is spliced from 16 exons. Lineage: Eukaryota; Metazoa; Chordata; Actinopteri; Syngnathiformes; Syngnathidae. Gene Ontology annotation, molecular function: mRNA 3'-UTR binding. Gene Ontology annotation, biological process: regulation of gene expression; nervous system development.
UAAUGCGGAGAAAGGCGUACGAAUGUGAUUCUAGGAAAGACUGCAGCCUCGAACGGAACCUCUUUUUUUCUAACGCUGCCCAGGUCCUUUUCCUUUUAACACCAAUCCCUCUCUUCUUCCCCUCCUUAAAAAAAUCCACUCCCCCACAACUGUCCCCACCCCAGAUUCCCGAGCAAUUUUCCCCCAAUCCCAAACACUUAAUUGAGCAAUUGGGUUUCCUCACGUGUCGGUUGAUUUGUAGUUUGAACACGUGGCUCAUUAAAAAAAAACGGAAUAGAAGCGGAUUUUUUUCCCUCCCCUUCUUCUUCUUCGUCGCUUCUUCUUCUCCUUGGUUGUAGUCGACCCAGAGGCGGGUGCCUGCCUGAGCGUGUGUGACAUUGUCCGUCUCUUCGGAGGAAGACACAAAGUAGUUUCGCCUCCUUUUUUCCCUUCCCUACCCAGCCCAUCGUCGUUUGGAAGAGCGUGCAAGAUUAAUAAUUAAGCUUUUAUUUAUUGCGUGGCGAAAGAGAGAGGGGCGCGGGAGCGCGAAGCCACUACGAGGCUGCCAGUUUAAAUCUAUCGGUUCAUUCCGUAGUGCACUAAACGCGGGGUUUCUUUUCUUUUUUUUGUUUUUUCUUUCUUUUUGUUUGUUUUGAGGCAACUCCAAACGCGGCACAGUCGCUAUCUGAGCCGUUGGGUGGUUCUUUUUGUUUGUUUUUUUGUUGUUGUUGGUUGUGAACAUGAAUAAGCUAUAUAUUGGCAACGUGAGCGCCGAGGCCAGCGAAGAGGACUUCGAAACUAUCUUUGAGACGUGGAACAUUCCCCACAGUGGUCCAUUUCUGGUCAAAACCGGCUAUGCCUUCGUGGACUGCCCUGACGAGAAGACCGCAAUGAAGGCCAUCGAUGUUCUUUCAGGUAAAGUUGAACUCCAUGGGAAACUUCUCGAUGUGGAACACUCUGUGCCAAAACGUCAAAGGAGCUGUAAACUGCAGAUCAGGAACAUCCCGCCUGACAUGCGGUGGGAGGCCCUGGAUGGCAUCCUGGCCCAGUAUGGUGCUGUAGAAUGCUGUGAACAAGUCAACACUGACACGGAGAAUGCGGUUGUCAAUGUUCGAUAUGCAGCCAAGGACCAGGCCAGGCAGGCCAUCGAGAAGCUCAACGGCUCCAUGAUGGAGAACUGCGCUUUGAAGGUGUCUUACAUCCCGGAUGAGACCGCCGCGCCAGAAGGUCCUCCGGCGGCCGGUCGGAGAGGUUUCAACGCCCGCGGACCGCCUCGCUCGGGCUCGCCGAGCCUCGGCGCCCGGCCCAAAGUGCAGUCGGACAUCCCGCUGCGCAUGCUGGUCCCCACGCAGUUCGUCGGGGCCAUCAUCGGCAAGGAGGGCGCCACCAUCCGCAACGUCACCAAACAGACCCACUCGAAGAUUGACAUUCACCGGAAAGAGAACGCAGGCGCCGCCGAGAAGCCCAUCACCAUUCACUCCACGGCGGAAGGUUGUUCGAACGCCUGCCGAACGCUCAUGGAGAUCAUGCAGAAGGAAGCACUCGACACCAAGUUUACUGAGGAGAUCCCACUAAAGGUUCUAGUCCACAACACCUUUGUCGGAAGAUUAAUCGGCAAGGAAGGACGAAACCUGAAGAAAAUCGAGCAGGACACGGGGACCAAAAUCACAAUCUCGCCUCUUCAGGACCUGACCCUGUACAACCCGGAGCGGACCAUCACCGUGAAGGGCUCCAUCGAGGCAUGCGCCAGAGCAGAGGAGGAAGUGAUGAAGAAGAUCCGAGAGUCGUACGAGAGCGACAUGGCUGCCAUGAACCUCCAGUCGAACCUGAUUCCAGGCUUGAACUUGAACGCUCUCGGUUUGUUCCCCAGCGGCACGCCCGGAAUGGGCCCAUCCAUGUCCCACGUCCCCCCUCCCGGACCCGGCGGCCCGGCAUUCGGAUGCAGUCCUUAUGGGGGCGAGGGUCCAUUUUGGGCUCCUGUGAUGUCGGCGAGCAGCCAGCCCCUCGCCGGACACCCGGAGUCGGAGACGGUCCACCUGUUCAUCCCCGCGCUUGCCGUGGGAGCCAUCAUUGGGAAACAGGGUCAACACAUCAAGCAGCUGUCGCAUUUUGCCGGCGCCUCCAUCAAAAUCGCCCCCGCGGAAGGAAUGGAUCCCAAACAGAGGAUGGUUAUUAUCGUCGGACCACCAGAGGCUCAGUUUAAGGCUCAGUGUCGCAUCUUUGGCAAACUGAAAGAGGAGAACUUCUUCGGCCCGAAGGAGGAGGUGAAACUCGAGGCCCACAUCAAGGUGCCCUCCGUCGCUGCCGGACGAGUCAUCGGAAAGGGUGGCAAAACGGUAAACGAGUUACAGAACCUGACCUGCGCCGAAGUGGUGGUGCCCAGGGACCAGACCCCCGACGAGAACGACCAGGUCAUCGUCAAAAUCAGCGGACACUUCUUUGCCUGUCAGCUGGCCCAAAGGAAGAUUCAGGAGAUCUUGGCUCAGGUGAGAAGACAGCAGCAGCCCAAGCCGGCGCCCGGAGUUCAGCCUCCGCUGCCCCGCAGGAAGUAAUGUGCCAGCGUGCGCUGGAGGAAAACGGUGACUGAAGCUGCCUGACUCAUGAAGACGGUUGGCGGGACGAAUGCAGCGGAGUCCGGGGGGGGGGGGGGGGGGGAUUUGACGACAAGGUGUUACGAACGCUCUUCUCAGGGGUCAAAGGUUAUUUGAAGCCUACCAAAACAUCCAGCCCCUCCGCGCCUCACUUGAACGUUCAAGUGUGGCUAAGAGAUGCCCCGCCCCCAUUCCCCAUCCCCCCUUACUUCUCCUCCUCUUACUCCUCUUCUCUAAACCGCCACCAACCUCACCUCUCUGCAUCACUGUAGGAAUGUAUCGGAGGGCCCCCGUCGACGUCACCUUGCCCUCACAUGUACGCACCCUUCGACCGCUCUCCUCCUCCCCCAAAGGGCGUGUCUCUUUUUUUCUCCUCCCCCUAUUUUUGUGGUCAGUUUAACUUUUUUUUUUUUUUUUUUUUAAACUUGCAACACAAAGAAGAAAUGAAGAUCCCCCUCCUAUCGCCUCUUUGGUGUGGUAGUUCAAACCCGACAAAGAUGUUUUGGUUGACUCUGGAUUUGGUUGAUACUUUUCAGUGUUUAAUUGGUGAAUGAAGCUUUCUCAUGAGUUAAAAAAAAAAGGCAUUGCUCUUACGGUCCUGGUGGGGACCGCCAGAGGUUUUUUUUUUUGGGGGGGGGGGUUGUUUCAAAUUGGUAGGGCCACGUUUAGGGGAAAGAUUGUCUGAGGCCAGGACCCCCCUGAAGGGGUUGAAUAUAAUCUGGGUGUCCUGCCCGUCUAAUGAUGGUGGCAUUUUAUAAAUUCGGAUGCAUUUUAUAGAUAGUCCUAAAUAGAUUAUUAUAUAUAUAUAAAAAUACCUAGAUAAACACACACCGUAUAUCUAUAAAUAGAUAUAUAUAUUUAGAGGUGCGGGCAGCGCCGUGACUGACACUUUGGGAAAUGGUGCUGAAAUGCUGCUGCCCAGGAAAACCAGUUUAAUAUGCAUUUUACUUAACUACCUCAGGAUCUAGUACCUCAGAAGAGACAAAAAAAAUAUUAUAUAUACAGUAUAUAUAUAUAAAACUAUAGAGGAAAAAAAAAAUGUUCCUUUUUUUUAUUUUUGCUUUUGUGGUAUUUUGUAUACUUUAUAAAGCUGAUAGUCUUUGAACAUUUUUAUUUUUUUAAGAAAAAAAAAUGUAAACUUUUUGGUCGGCUGCCAACUGACCCUUGCCUUCAACUCUAGUGCUUUACGGUGGCAUUGUACAUGUGUGUGAGUGACUAAAGAUGACCCUGUACAUAACGUCUAUUUGUACAUAGCAGCCCCAGAGCCGGAGUUGGCACGCCUCAGCUGGCGGCUGACACGAGUAUCCAGAGAGAAUCGCCUCAGUUUUUCCCCUGAGGGUCCAGCCAUCUUUUUUUUUUUUUUGGAAAGAAAAUUACAAAACACCAUGUGACUCAAUGCCAACCGUACAUGAUUACAGCAAUGCAAUUUAGUUUUGGGGUUGACUUUAUCCGGAAUGGUACUUUAAUUUGUCCAUUAAAUUCAAUUCCUUUCUGUGGUCCGGGUUAGAUAGAGCAGGGUGGACUCCGAACGCUUCUGCGCCCAUCAAGGCCCGAACCCGACCAGCUUAGCAAACAUAAGUCUACGUGAACGUCGAUCACUGCAUGGUGAAGGUAGGGGGAGUCGCACUGAUGGAUGCGCGGUGGGUUUUUUUUGUUUGUUUUGUUUUUUUGCUACAGCGAAACAUGAUUUGAACGUUUUUGUGACCCGCGCAAGUGUAACUUUGUUUUAUUGACACAGACUGACUUAGGAGGGAUAAGAAGUACAAACCCUGACUCGGGGGGUGGGCGGGGGGAAAUCUCAUUUGUGUCAUGCCGAAUGUAAAUAUGUUGAUUGUGGUAGAAGUUGAGUGUAUCCAUGCUUCCACAGUAGAACGCCGUCUACCUCAGCUAAAGGGGGCGGGGUAGGGGCUGUUGUGCCACCGAGCGCGCCCCCCGCCCCCUCCCUGCCCCCACUGAGCGCCAGCGCGCACGUAUACCUCAGCCCCGCCCCCCCACCCCCUUUUCCAGAACACUUUCUUUUCUUACCACCCCACACCGGCGCGCCAUCUUAACAUCACGCUUAACUGAGUGGCACAAGUGAUACUUAAAAUGACCCCCCCCCCUCUGACCUCCCCUCCACGCCCACCCCGCCCUCCCUUUUCUCCGCAGUUUGUUUUGAUCUACCUCUUUAGACAAGUAUUUGAAGUAGAGGCAUUCUGUUUGUUAGAAUUUAAUCAAAUACAAAUCGUAUACUCUUUAGAAUUGUGCAAAUUUAUGGCAAGUGAUCAAAAAAAUUUGUUUUCAGUAUUUAUAUGUACUCUUUUUGGCUUAAUUGAACUCCUCCAACCAUCACCAUGACUUUCUGCUUUCUCUUUUUGGUGGUGUGGCUUCCUUGUAUUUGAACUUUUUGCUGUUUUGAGUGGGGUGGGGGAAGGUCAAAUCACCUGUUUUGAUUUAGCUUUCAAUAGUUGAUGACAAAAUGCAGUUGUUGUUUUUCAUUUUAAAGGGCCUGCCUUUUUUCUAAUUUGUAAGACUACAAAAUAGAUACAAGUCCUGUCUUGUUUCCUUUGUCUUUCACAAAUGCUACUCAAUUGCUGAUUUUUUUUUCUUCUCUCUCUUGGUAGCCAUUUCUUUCUGUUAGCAUUUCGUGGCUGUGUAACAUUCUACUAUGGGACUGAAUUCAGGGUUUGGGGUCCCCCUUUUAUUUGGGAGAGUGAUCUAACUACAGCAUGAACCCACCCCCUUGACCCCCCCCCGUCUGCAAACAUGCUUGUGCCCCUACACCUCCCCCUCACACAGUUCCACUUGUCAAAUGCCUCUGAAUAAAGGACAAAAAAAUUA